AAGUCAAAAGCACGUUUGCUGGUUGCUUUAUGUCUGCUGCACAGUGUCCCACAUAGACCUGUGCUAAAGAUGCUGUCACGAAAUCUUGUAAUUGCUUCAGUGGCUGUUGUGUUUCUGGCGUCCACCCUAUCAACGGCUCCUGUUGAAGAUAAGGAGCCUGAGGAAAAUGACUUUGAGGCAGAAGAGGGUGAAGAAGAACUGUCUGAGGAGGAAGAGGAUGAUGAUGACUCCAAAGGUCAGCAUAUGAAGGGAGCCGGAUCACAGCAGGCCACUGCAGCACCCAAAGGCUUGGGUAUGACUCCUGGCAGCGCCGUCGCGGGCGAAUCCCCAAACGGUCAGAAACUUAAUGGUGGAACUCAAACUGGCCAAGUCUCAUCAGGCAGCACAUCAACAGCUUCAAAUGGAGCAAAUGGAAGUAACGGUAGAGACGGGUACUCUCAGCCAUCUGGCUCAAGUUCUCAUGAUGCAAGUUAUGGUGGACAAGAUGGGUCCAAAUCAGAGAUAGUUCCUUCAGGUGUAGGAGCAGCUGCUAAUGGAGGUUCAGGAUCUAAAGUCCCUGGCACAGACGGGGGCAUCCAUUCAGUGUCCAUUUCUGUAGUGUCAUCAGGUCAAGGGUCAUCAGGCCAUAUAGCAGCAGGUCAUGGGUCAACAAUGUUAUCCAGCCACACUUUUGACCGACCUUCAGCAGGACAGACAUCAGAUGGUGUGGGUGUAGUUUCCUCCGAGGUCCAAUCACAGCCUACAGGGUCAGAGGGAUUCGCACCACAUACAGAUGGCCCACAGUAUGAAAAUGGGGAAACGGCUCAUGAUGGAUCUCAAAUCGAGUCUCCAGAAAUCCCUGAGAUGGAAUCUAACGGUAAUGGACACAAACAACUACUGAACGGAGGAGAAACAGGAUUUACAGGCACAUCUCAGAUACAAGGAACAGAUGGUUUUGAUUCAUUUGGCACAAGCCCUCACCUGGAAAUUACAGGCAUAAUAGAUCAGUCGAGCCAUGACUUCCUUGUUGGCUUAAUGGGUGAGAGGACAGGAGAGAGCUUUGGUCCAGAGACUCAAACAGACGGGCUAGGUACGCUUUUAGACCUCUUAGACACUCCUCCAGACGUUCCACCCACAUGCCUAGUAACUGACGCUGUCUCAACAGAUCACAUGGGACUCGCAUUUCAGGUGGAUUCGGCAGCUGCUGGCCUGAGCCCAGGGCACCCGUCCAGUGGCGGUCCAGUUCUAGACGCUCCUCCAGAUUAUCUGUCGGUUGACAAUGGUAACGGUGAUUAUACCCAUUCAAUCAGCAUGUCUGAUAAUGGAGCCCAAUCAAAAUCACCAGCUGAUACAACAGAUUCAUCUGUAGUCUUUGACACAAUGUCACAUCCGGGUCAUUCAUUCAUAGACUAUUCAGAUGGUGGGGCAGAUAACAAUGGUGCAGAUUUACCCGAUACAAACGGAAAUGGAAACGGUCGGCACAAACCUGUGGUAGACAUACAGAAAGGUGACCCUCCAGGCGUUCAUCUCGACAUCAGUAUGUAUCUAGCAAUAAAACACACACAACUAAUCAACACACAAUCACAACGUCAUAUUAUUGACAGACUAAUAUCCUGGAAUCGAUGUGAAUAUUCCCAAAUGUCUUUCCGAACAGGCCAUCAGGACGCAGCAACGGAGAUGCAUCACACAGCUGUUGGUGCGCUUGAUCUAAACGACCACACUCUCAGCCCCUACGCUGACACGAUUGGAUUUGACGGUGUCACUGGUGCAAGGGUGCAGACAGAUAUGGCCGGAGCAGCAGGUGAUCCAGUGACUGACGGACAGACUCUAACAGACAUGACAGGGCAGGGACACUUAGCUGUGACAGACGGCAUGCCAAAUUACACAGAUUCUGUGCGUGCGACUGGGACUGGAUUUACAGAUGCCUCAGAGACACAUAGUAGCAUGGUUCAGACAGACUUACCAGUCACAGGGGAUCCAUUCACAGGGGUUUCCUCACAGACAGAUGCCAUGGGCACAGGACAACCUGGUGCUACGGAACAAACACAGACAGCUGUAUCAGCAGGUGAACAGUACCACACAUCUGGUCAGGGUCCUGAAGGUGCAGAAAAUGUGGAACUGGAAGAUACCUGCUGACUUCCACAUGAAGCCGCAAGUGAGGUUUCUGCGCUACAGAUUUCAGUGUACGGACCCGUAUGCCUGGCAGAGGAACCGUGAACCCGCCCGCUAGACUUUAGCUCU
This is a messenger RNA of Sinocyclocheilus rhinocerous, 2220 nucleotides long. RefSeq lists its product as uncharacterized. The record is from RefSeq and is a predicted model, not a curated record. The transcript has 38 exons. Lineage: Eukaryota; Metazoa; Chordata; Actinopteri; Cypriniformes; Cyprinidae. The coding region runs from base 70 to 2115 and encodes 681 amino acids.